GAAAAAACUCGCAUCAUUUCGAAACGGAGUGAGUAACGUUAGGCUAUCCAUUUUAAAUAUGUAACGAUUAAUAUUAAUGCAGUUCAUUAACUUUAUAGACGAGUAGGGUUAGAGUAAAGUCCACAAAUUGGCAUUUGUUAAGACUAUACGCUUCAAUGAUUACAAUAAUUAUAGCCUACCUUCAAGUAAAUCCACUUUACCAGCAGCCAUUCAGAGAAAGUAAAAGACCAUUAACUGUCUACUCGAGGUUCUUCAGAUGAUGUUUACUUUGGAUGGUCAGUCCUGCCAGGUGGAGUCUCUCAGCUACAGUUCUGGAUUGCAUGCAUGAAUGCCUUUUCUUUCUUUUCUGCAUGUACAGAGUGGUGUCAUGGUGUUCUGUGUUGAAAACUGAUUCUAAUUCUAAUUCUGUGUUGGAAUUAGAUGCUGCACUUCAGUGUCUUCAAAUGACAUUCAUAAAUCAGUGAACUUGUCAUAAAUAAAUUUACAAAGAGAAUGAAGCUCUGACCAACCAGCACAAUGAGACAUACAAAGAUUGCAGAUGACAUGCAACACACCACUUCUCUCAGCUCCAAAAAACAACUACUGGAACAAUUACACUCUGAACAGCAAGAAGUUAAUGCCAUUAUACAGCCACUGCUGGAGACUGAGGCUGGAUUCAUAAAGAAUCUGGAUCACUACCUCACUCACAGAGACACACUGGACUUGAGGAAAACUAAACUGCUCUAUAAGUGCUGGACACAGAGUGUGUGGUUGCCAAUACAGCGGAGCAUUGGUCAACACUUUACACACCAUGGCUACAAUGAGACACAGAAGCUAAGGAGCAUGCAUGCACACUACAUAAACUACUGUAAUGCUAAGGGUUUUGUGUUUCUAGACAGUUAUGAUCCCCUAGAAUACAACCCUUUCCUGCACCAUUUCAACUCACCACAUUAUCACAAAAUUUCCACACCAACAUUGAAGGACCCUCUGUCUCUUCAGUCACGAGCCAGGAUUAAGGAAAAGACAGCAGUACUUAGCUGUCAAAACAGGUCAUGUGUACCGCCGUCAGCAGGUGGAGGAAAUUCUCCAGAGUCCACCUGCUUCCAACAGAGCCUUAAACAGUCACAGGCCAAACCCUCAAGAGAUACUACCUCACAGAGACUUUGGAAGGACCGCAGUCUGUUAAGAUCAAGGAAUAGAUGCUCUCCACAUUCAGCUGCGGCAGAGGGAUGCUGCUUCCACACCAAGUGCUGGUCCUCAUAUGGUUAAUUACCACAUUCCAUAGGCUCUUUUUGACA
Molecule: messenger RNA, 1277 nt
Organism: Pimephales promelas (fathead minnow)
Lineage: Eukaryota; Metazoa; Chordata; Actinopteri; Cypriniformes; Leuciscidae
Source: RefSeq, a predicted model, not a curated record